UAUCUCUUGAAUUCUUAUACUAAUGUUUACUUAUUAAACCGACCUCACUACUAUAGUAUUAAAGAAUGCCUCCGGAGUAAAGGUAGGAAAGGUUUCAAGAAAAAGAAUAAGAUAAUUCGGUAUGGUCUAAUUUAUAAUUCGCCAGGUUAUAUCUAUCCCUUUUAUCUUAGUAAAGAAUACCUAUGGCCGGAUAACCUUUAG
Hyaloscypha bicolor E is the source of this 201-nucleotide messenger RNA. RefSeq lists its product as uncharacterized. NCBI's taxonomy places the organism in Eukaryota, Fungi, Ascomycota, Leotiomycetes, Helotiales, Hyaloscyphaceae. The record is from RefSeq and is a predicted model, not a curated record. The annotation marks the transcript as partial. The transcript has a single exon.